Messenger RNA from Mus musculus (house mouse), 3201 nucleotides. RefSeq names its product aldehyde dehydrogenase 1 family, member L1 (gene Aldh1l1). The record is from RefSeq and is a predicted model, not a curated record. Gene Ontology annotation, biological process: NADPH regeneration; one-carbon metabolic process; 10-formyltetrahydrofolate catabolic process. Bases 1119 to 2972 code for a protein of 617 amino acids. Gene Ontology annotation, molecular function: formyltetrahydrofolate dehydrogenase activity; oxidoreductase activity; catalytic activity. Gene Ontology annotation, cellular component: cytoplasm; cytosol. The transcript is spliced from 23 exons. Lineage: Eukaryota; Metazoa; Chordata; Mammalia; Rodentia; Muridae.
UCUUCUCUGCCUGGAGGAGGAGCACUGACCCUAACCCUCUCUGCACAAGACCCGAGCUUGUGCGCCCUUCUGGGAGCUUGCUGCCCCUGUGCUGACUGCUGACAGCUGACUGACGCUCGCAGCUAGCAGGUGCCUUCCAACCUUCUGUUGCCAUGAAGAUUGCAGUAAUCGGGCAGAGCCUGUUUGGCCAGGAGGUUUACUGCCAGCUAAGGAAGGAGGGCCAUGAGGUGGUGGGUGUGUUCACCAUCCCAGACAAGGAUGGGAAAGCAGAUCCCCUGGGCCUGGAGGCCGAGAAGGAUGGCGUGCCCGUGUUUAAGUUCCCUCGGUGGCGGGCUCGAGGACAGGCUCUGCCCGAGGUCGUGGCCAAGUACCAGGCUCUGGGUGCAGAACUCAACGUGCUCCCCUUCUGCAGCCAGUUCAUACCCAUGGAGGUCAUCAAUGCCCCCCGGCAUGGCUCCAUCAUCUACCAUCCAUCUCUGCUGCCCAGGCACCGAGGGGCCUCAGCCAUCAACUGGACCCUCAUUCAUGGAGAUAAGAAAGGAGGCUUCACUAUCUUCUGGGCUGAUGACGGUCUGGACACUGGUGACCUUCUGCUGCAGAAGGAGUGUGACGUGCUUCCAGAUGACACCGUGAGCACGCUGUACAACCGUUUCCUCUUCCCAGAGGGCAUCAAAGGGAUGGUUCAGGCUGUGCGACUGAUUGCAGAGGGCACAGCCCCACGCCGUCCCCAGCCUGAGGAAGGAGCCACCUAUGAGGGCAUUCAGAAAAAGGAGACAGCCAUGACACAUGUCUAGGAGGAAGCCCAGGUUCUACCUGCAAGAUUAGGCCCACUGUGCAGCAGUCUUCAGGAAUGAGAGAAGCUAGCUGAGGAGACAACAUCUUGGAUCCUACAGAUCAACUGGGACCAGCCAGCAGAGGCCAUUCACAACUGGAUCCGUGGGAAUGACAAGGUGCCAGGUGCCUGGACAGAGGCUUGUGGGCAGAAGCUGACGUUUUUCAACUCGACACUCAACACUUCAGGACUGGUGGCUCAGGGAGAAGCUCUACCCAUCCCAGGAGCCCAUCGUCCAGGCCUAGUCACCAAAGCGGGACUCAUCCUCUUUGGGAAUGAUGAUAGAAUGUUGCUGGUGAAGAAUAUCCAGCUGGAAGAUGGCAAGAUGAUGCCAGCCUCCCAGUUCUUCAAGGGGUCUGCUAGCAGUGCCCUGGAGCUGACCGAGGAGGAGCUGGCCACAGCAGAGGCCGUGCGGAGCUCUUGGAUGCGAAUUCUGCCCAAUGUCCCAGAGGUAGAAGACUCUACAGAUUUCUUCAAGUCAGGAGCUGCAUCCGUAGAUGUUGUGAGGCUGGUGGAGGAGGUGAAGGAGCUGUGUGACGGGCUGGAGUUAGAAAAUGAGGAUGUUUACAUGGCCACCACCUUCGGGGACUUCAUCCAGCUCCUAGUGAGGAAGUUGAGAGGGGAGGACGGCGAGAGCGAGUGUGUCAUUAACUACGUGGAAAAGGCAGUGAAGAAACUGACUCUCCAAAUGCCCUACCAGCUCUUCAUAGGCGGCGAGUUUGUGGAUGCUGAGGGCGCGAAGACCUACAGUACCAUAAACCCAACGGAUGGAAGUGUCAUCUGCCAGGUGUCUCUAGCUCAGGUGAGUGAUGUUGACAAGGCGGUGGCAGCAGCGAAGGAGGCCUUUGAGAAUGGACUGUGGGGAAAGAUAAAUGCGCGUGACCGGGGCCGGCUCCUGUACAGGUUGGCGGACCUCAUGGAGCAGCACCAGGAAGAGCUAGCCACCAUUGAGGCCCUGGACGCAGGUGCCGUCUACACGCUGGCCCUGAAGACGCAUGUGGGCAUGUCCAUCCAGACCUUCCGAUACUUCGCUGGCUGGUGUGAUAAGAUCCAGGGUGCCACCAUCCCCAUCAACCAGGCUAGACCCAACCGCAACCUGACCUUGACCAAGAAGGAACCUGUUGGGGUCUGUGGUAUUGUCAUCCCCUGGAACUAUCCCUUAAUGAUGCUGUCCUGGAAGACAGCAGCCUGCCUGGCUGCCGGGAACACCGUGGUGAUCAAGCCUGCCCAGGUGACCCCACUCACAGCCUUGAAGUUUGCAGAGCUGACACUGAAGGCUGGCAUUCCCAAGGGUGUGGUCAACAUCCUCCCAGGAUCUGGCUCGCUGGUUGGCCAGAGACUCUCAGACCACCCUGAUGUGAGGAAAAUAGGGUUCACAGGCUCCACGGAGGUGGGAAAACACAUCAUGAAAAGCUGUGCCCUGAGUAAUGUGAAGAAGGUCUCCCUGGAGCUGGGUGGAAAGUCACCCCUUAUCAUCUUUGCUGACUGUGACCUCAACAAAGCUGUGCAGAUGGGCAUGAGCUCCGUUUUCUUCAACAAAGGGGAGAACUGCAUUGCGGCAGGCCGGCUCUUUGUGGAGGACUCCAUCCAUGACCAGUUUGUGCAGAAAGUGGUGGAGGAAGUAGGGAAGAUGAAAAUCGGCAACCCCCUGGACAGAGAUACCAACCAUGGCCCGCAGAACCAUGAGGCCCACCUGAGGAAGCUGGUGGAGUAUUGCCAACGUGGUGUGAAGGAAGGGGCCACACUGGUCUGUGGUGGGAACCAAGUCCCAAGGCCAGGCUUCUUCUUUCAGCCAACCGUUUUCACAGACGUGGAGGACCACAUGUACAUCGCUAAGGAGGAGUCCUUCGGGCCCAUCAUGAUCAUCUCUCGGUUUGCUGAUGGGGACGUGGAUGCAGUGCUAUCUCGGGCCAAUGCUACAGAAUUUGGCCUGGCCUCUGGUGUCUUCACUCGGGAUAUCAACAAGGCCCUGUAUGUCAGUGACAAACUGCAGGCGGGCACUGUGUUUGUCAACACAUACAACAAGACCGAUGUGGCCGCACCUUUUGGAGGAUUCAAGCAGUCUGGAUUUGGCAAAGACCUGGGAGAGGCGGCCCUGAAUGAGUACCUGCGGAUCAAGACUGUGACUUUUGAGUACUGAAGCCAAGACUGUGAUACUUCUCCUGUACCCUGUUGACCUCAGGGAGUGCUGACCCUGUCUGGUGACUUAGCACCCUCCUGUCCCCAGCACUGCUCCUUUCAGCUGCUGGAGCUCUUGGCCUGGACCCCUGCUGGUGACAGGACACCCUCUGAACAAUCAGAAGUGGCUCCAAGUGGAGUGAGCAGUCAUGUCCCCCAUGAAUAAAAAUUGUGAGCAGAGGUCGCCUACA